Molecule: messenger RNA, 8229 nt
Organism: Anopheles stephensi (Asian malaria mosquito)
Lineage: Eukaryota; Metazoa; Arthropoda; Insecta; Diptera; Culicidae
Product: transcriptional activator protein Pur-alpha-like
Exons: 2
Coding region: 1439-2287 (282 amino acids)
Biological process (GO): regulation of transcription by RNA polymerase II
Cellular component (GO): nucleus
Molecular function (GO): DNA-binding transcription factor activity, RNA polymerase II-specific; purine-rich negative regulatory element binding; RNA polymerase II transcription regulatory region sequence-specific DNA binding
Source: RefSeq, a predicted model, not a curated record
GAGCUGGGUGGAAAAAGGAUUAUUUUUCUAGGAUCGAGGUGGUGGGGGAUGGUUUUUUCCCCACACGUUCGUGCCAUAGCGAAAAGGUGGAAAAGUUUGGCAUAAGAUGGGUGAGAAAAAAAAGAGGAACGUAACAGUGCUGCCUGCUGUUGGUGGUCGUGUUUUCAGACGGGAGAGCUAGCGAGCGAGCGAGUGAGAAUCCGGAGCGAGCGAGUGCCUGAGAGAAGAAUUGAAUGGCAGCUGUAUCGAAAUGUGCGUUUGCCUCCGUGCAUGUGUAAGUGUGUGUGUGCGUGCGUGUGCGUGCUGGCGCACGAAGGUGACUGUCGCCGUGCAAGCGCUGCUGUAUUGCAAUGCGUUGAGCAUUUGAAAUGCUUUGCGUGAAGGAAAGAAAAAAGUGCGUAGACGAGAACGAAACGAGAACGCACGUACCGAGAGCGCGCGCGACAGAGAGAGAGAGAGAGAGAGCAGAAAGGGAGCGCGCUCGCGUGUGUGUGUAUUCGGUUGUAUGCGUGUCAGUUUCGGUGUAACGCAGAUGAUCGCGGUGUCGACGAUUUGGCUGUGUGUGGGGCAAAAAAAAAGAAGCGAAUCAAGCGAAUUGGUUUUGUCGUCAGCCGUCAUCUUGGCAGCAAAGCUAGCAUGUUUGACAGUACGAAACUCGGCGCGGUAAUUAGUUUGCAGCUCGUUCGGUGAAACUAGCAACUUUUCCAGUGCACGAAUAUUAACGGGAAGAAAUAUUUCGUACCGGGUGAGAAUUGUGAUUCAGUGCAUAGUUAAGGCGGUCUCGGAUAGAGAGUGAAGCACGCCCGUGGACAAUUACUUUGAAUGCUGCAAAACCACAUCUUCACCAAUGCGUGGCGUACAGCGUCCGGCAGAUGACCAAUAGCAUCGGAGGUGGAAUGUGUAGCGUUGCGCAUUGAGGAGCAGUACGGCAGAUGUAACCACGCUCAAUACCGAUUCGGAGCUGCUGCAGGAGACGAAGAUACACGUGCGGGUGCUGGUGCGCGUUGCAGACCGUUGGAUGCUGUAAGCCGGGCCGGGUGGACGGUAUAUGUUGGAGGAGGCCGGCGGAGGCGUAGGAUCGGGAGGAAUCGCUAGACGUCCCAUAACACACCUACACACACACACACGAAAUUACACUUACGCACAAGGCUAGUCAGGCCGGCAAAUCUCACACGACAACGAUCGGCGCCUGCACUCGAGGCUCCCAGCCCGACAAACCACUUCGAAGCCAGUAGUUGCUCUUGCGUGCGUGGCGAGCGGCUGCGAAGCGCAGAGGUGGUGUGGUAGUGCACUACCACAGCAGCAGUACCUUCCCGUGAGGGCUACUGCUAGUACACAGGGGCCUUAUCCCUGUCACUUUUCUUGUUUUCCCGGUUCCAAAGCGGCAUAGAAAAUAAACUUUAAUCUGACUCUCGGUUGGUUCGGUGGCACCUCGGAAAUGUCCGACACUGGUAGUGGACACGACGGAGGCGCCCAAAAGGACUAUUCACAGAAGAUGGACGGCGGUGGCGGUGUGCUGGGUGGCGGCGGCAGCGGCGACUUCGAUUCCGGCCAGCAAAGCCAACAGACCGAGCAGGAGCUGGCCACGAAGAUGCUGCAGAUCCAGUCGAAGCGCUUCUACCUGGACGUGAAGCAGAACCGGCGCGGCCGGUUCAUCAAGGUGGCGGAAAUCGGUGCGGACGGGCGGCGCAGCCAGAUCUUUCUGGCGCUGUCGACCGCGGCCGAGUUCCGGGACCAUCUGUCGACGUUCAGCGAUUACUACGCGUCGCUCGGCCCACCGAACCCGGACAACGUGCCCGAGGACGGUAAGCUCAAGUCGGAGAUGAUGAUCAAGGACAACCGGCGGUACUACCUGGACCUGAAGGAGAACGUACGGGGCCGGUUUCUGCGCGUGUCGCAGACGAUUACGCGGGGCGGUCCGCGCUCGCAGAUCGCGAUCCCGGCCCAGGGCAUGAUCGAGUUCCGCGACGCACUGACCGACCUGCUCGAGGAGUUCGGCACGAACGACGGUGGCUACAAGGGCGAGCUGCCCGAGGGGCGCCAUAUGCGGGUCGAUAACAAAAACUUCUACUUCGACAUCGGCCAGAACAGCCGGGGAAUAUAUAUGCGCGUGUCGGAGGUUAAAAGCAACUUCCGCACCGCGAUCACGGUGCCGGAAAAGUGCUGGCCACGGUUCCGCGACAUCCUCAACGAUUACUGUGACAAAAUGAAGAAAACGUCCGAGUCAACUACUUCUUCAAUCACUGCCGAUAAUACUUUACAAAAGCAAACAUCAAAUAAUAUGUAAAAAAAAUUUGCGUUACGAGAGAAGAAAAACACACACACACACACAUAAUAUAAUACAAAAAUGAAGAGAAAAAAAAACGCGAUGGUGGUAAGCAGCGAAGGAGCGCGAUGGUAGCAAGAGCAUCCCAACUGGCGCAAAACACACACACAAAAGGCAGAAUCCGCAACACAAAACCAGAUUCAAACAUAAAAGCCGUAGUGGAGAGAAGGUAAAAGAGAGAGAGAGAGAGUAAUAUAAAGCAAAACAAAACAAAUAAUAAUAAAGAUUAUAAUAAUGAUAAAGCGUAGAUCAAAUAGCGAGGAGAGCAGAUCAUGGAAAAAAUGGAUUAAAAAUCGAACACAAACAAACGGAGAAGAUAAAUAAUAAAACGAGGUUGGAAAAAAAAGCAUCCAGUUGGGAAUAUUUAGAGGAGUGAGUGGAGUGCAGCAGUUGUGGUUCGGAGCAACUUCAGUUAAAAUCUAGGACAAACGAAUUGGUUGGUUUGUAGUUUGAAGCUAAAUUGAAAAGGCAAAACAAAAACAAAAUGGUGGUGGUUGGAGGUAGUUUUGUGUGGAAACGGCAGUUAAUAGCAAACAAGUGCAAAGGAAGCGCAUAUUAAAGCAAGCAAGCAAGUCGGAAGUAACUCAUGUGUGUGUGUGUGUAGUUGGAAAAUGGUCGAUCGAACACGUGGCACGCACGAUGGCGGCGAGUAUCGGAUCUGGAGGAUGUGGUUGGCCCGGUUGGAAGACAAUUAUCCUUCCCUCCCAUUACCGGUUUUGCGUUGUUCUUAGGCUUUUCGUUGUGUAAGGUUGUUUACUUUUUGCCGUCUGUUACAUUGUUUAGUUUGUUUUUUUUUCUUUGUUUGUUUUAAUUUACUUACUUCUCAUGCUGUGCUUCUCGCGCAACAACACCAUACGAGAGGUGCAGAUAGGCUAUAUUGUGCUGGGAAGGAGUGCUAUAUAACAAAAAAAAAAAUCCGCGCCUUUCUACAAGCGAAUGGGCGCGUGACAAGACGUGUCAUGUGAAAUCGUUUCCAACAAUUCCCUGAUGCUGAUGCCCAUCUGGCCAAGGCCCGUCAAGAAGACGGCUCAUCGCUCACAGUCUAACGGUAGCGAUUCGUUGAGAGGCUGCUGUUCAGUUGUGUGUAAAGAAGCAACGUAAAGCGCUAAAACGUUUAAACGAUCGAUACAUUAGCGUACGAAGCAAAGUACGAACCAUUUUAAAACCCCGCGCACAGUCCCCGCGAGCUCCCGUAAACGGGUGGGGCUGGCAAAGCGAGAAAAGCAAUGACAAACACAUAAUUCAGGGCUCGCCAAAAUGUUGGGCGAAGAAUGGAGCGGGGGGUGGGGGGGGGGUGAAGAAAACGGGAAACAACCCCCCCCCCCCCCGGUCCUACCACACCGCGGAUACGAUCGCGCGAAAAUUAAAGAGACUAAUCAAGAAAAAGGGUCAGAUAAAAUCUGACCAUAUAUGGAUACGUUGACAGCGAAAAAGUGGAAAGAAAACUAUUCAAACAAACAAACAAACAAAAAGAAAGGUUAAAAUAAAUUGUUGUGUACUGCUAGUUUACGUUGUACUUGUUCGUUUGUGCGUUAUUGGAGCAUACUCGUGCGAAGUGAAGCCAAAGAUACCACACAGAGAGAGUGUAGAAGAGCAAUUUAAAGCAAAGGUAAUGUGCCAUGUGUCAGGUGCAUUUGCGCCCUCGUGGAAAACACUUCAAACAGGCCGCGGCAAGGAUUCGCAGUUUUUUUCGCUUCGACUUCAAACUACAAAUCAUUAAUUUUUUGGCUUUUUUCCCCCGUUGAAUCUUGUUUAAAUACGGUUGUGUUAGAAACAUUACAAAAGUGCGGUGUAAAUCUCUUACUGGUAGUGGCGGUGGCAUGCCCCUAGUGUAUAAUACAAUCAGCAUCUGAGCUUGACCAUCAGAUGGAAACGGAAGCGUGUGGUUGAUUGAAACAAGAAGCAAAGGAAAACGUGAAAAACGGAAAUUAUAACGAAGUCAAUAUACAUAUAUAUUACUGUUAAAUGUUAUAAGAAGAUAGAAAACAAGGUGACAAAAGGAAAAAAAAGGAAAACUAACAUCGCCAAGCACAAAACAUGGUGCGUUUGGGAUGUGAAAGAGCAGUUUAAAAUGAUUCAAACCAAUUCAACUUGAAAUAUUUUCCUUUAAAUAGAAGCAUGCAAAUCAUAACAACUGAUGAGCGAAGUAAGGAUGGCAGCUGAAAAAAAGAAUUGAACUUAACUAGCGAAGCAUACAAAUGAGCGUGCUGCUCCUAAUUUUUCGUAAAGUUUCUUCUUCUUGUUAUAGUUUUGUGGUGUUGAUUUUUUGUUUUUUGUUUUUAAGAAAAUAUUUUAAACUUACACAAACGAUGUACACUGUUUUUCUCCUUAAUUAGCUACCCCCCCCCCCACUCAAGUACGUAACGAACGGAAGUACAAACUAUCGUUAAAAUAAGUGUUAUUGGGGCAUCACUAUGUUGUACUGAGCGCGGCCCGUUUGAGUUGUCCAUACUUUGCUGCACUGCUUAGGGUCUUAAUCUGUCGAUUGUUAUUGCUGGAAAAAUGCUUAAAAAACGUCCCGGAUCGAAGAGAAGCAAAUUAAAAACACAUUAUAACACACUCGAUGGAAUAUAUUUACGGAGAAGGUGGUGAACGAUGGAACAAACGGUGGUUCUAAGUAACCGACUACCAAACAACCAAAACGAAAUGGCAAUAUGAAGCGGACGCCGACCAGAACGAACGUACACACAAGAGAGAGAGAGAGGGAAACAAAAACAAACACGGAUAACAAGUUAAGCAACUACUCUUGGUAACUACCAAAAUACCAACCAAACCUAUCUACUAUUAUGAAAGAUUGUGAAAUUUUAAAUUCUGUUGUUUCCUUUCAAGUCUAUUGUAGCGAAUAAAUAAAGCAAAGCAACAAACGAAAGAGAGAGAGAGAGAGAGAGAGAGAGAGAGAGAACAAAACUAUAACGAGGCGGGUGUGGUGAUGUACGAUGAAGAUCAACCACGUGUGCGAACCGGGUACCGAAAACCAAUGCAACAGUACAUAUAGAAGCUGUUGAGUAGAGCAAAAGCAAGGAGAAAAAGAGAAGAAAAUACACAAAACAAAAUGUUUAAAACAGAAAAAGAGAAAAAAAAGAAGAGAAGAACUAAUGUUAAGAUUAAGUAAUACCAUAGGUAUCGAUUUAAGGCAUAUGAUGCGCAAAAACAAAACAAAAAAAAAAACAAAACAAAACAAAAGGAAAUGGAAAAGAAAUAGAUGAUCAAUCCGCGAGAGCACACGCUAAUUUACCAGAACCCGCAUUUCACCAGCAUUUCGCCAGCGCCAUUCUUUACGUUACGAGCGUUUUUUAACAACCAACCAACCGCGCGCGCCUUUACGAACACCCCCCUCCCCCCCCCCCACCCACUUAGAGCACCUUAGAACGAACGAAAUCAAACCAGCAGUUCACCCAUAUUGAAGGAAAGCAGCCUCCCAAUAAUAAUAAUAAUAAUAAUAGCAAUACUAAUCGCAAUAGUUUGUUUCCCGAUCGAUGCAGAAGCCUCCCUGCACUCAGAAGAAAAAGCGAAUGCAACAAUAGUAACCGGUUUUUCUCGAAUUUAUAUACGAAACUACCCACUAUCGCAUGUAGUGCGAUUUUUAAGCGAUCACGAAUAAAAUGUAUCUCGGAAAACGGGCCCGGGGGUUCCGGCGUGGCACGUCGAUCGAUGUACGUGGCAUUGUAGAAAAAAAAACGAAGAAAAUUCGAUGGAAAAUUCCACCCCCCCAAGCCCCCCUUAGCACAUGAUCAGCACUCACCCACAAAAGCGGCACCUGACGGUCACAGGCACUCGUGUACAAGUUUUCGAUGGUAUGGCUCGAUGUGCGUGUGUGUGUGUGUUUGUGUCUUUGUAAGGUUCGUUUUUUUAUUAAAUUUUUCGGAUAUCUCCUAUCAUAUAUGGCCAACGAUCCGUACGGGAAAUGGAACGUACCCCAAUUCAAAAUGGCCAUUCAAAAUGGCGCAUGUUUUUUUUAGACCAAGUGAGCGAAACGCAAACAAGAAAUCCCCCCCUGGAAAUUCGAAUUUUAUUUACACACAAAACCUUCGAAAUGUGAUCAAACAAAGAAAAAAAAACCCUCCGGGGGUGCAGCAGCUUUACGGAAGUAAAGCUAAAUACAAUUUUCAGUUUGGAGAGGAACACGAAACACACGAAACGAAGCAAUGGCAACGUACAAUUUCAAAAUCUUCACUCGACGCGUUCGAUCUGUUCGAUCCGUUGUUGUUAUCGGAAUCUGAUUCCCGGGUGUGGACCGGAACCGGUUCAAAUAAGAAGCUCCCCACUCCCGCAGAACCCUAGUACACCUAGAGCAUAUGACAUUUCCGUUCCGUGUUUUUCGUUCCGUGUUGUGUAACAGCCGGACCGAAACCCGCGGGUGAGGGGAAAAGCGACGAGUUUCCCAGAAACUCUGCAUCCUACGUAGUAGCUUUAAUUAAUGUGAGAAAAAGAAUAUAUUAUUAUUAUUAUUAUUAUUAUUACUUGUACUGUAAUACAAGUGCAUGGUCAUGGUAGACAGUAGUGAGUAACGAAUGGAACAGCGAAACACAAACCGUGAUCAGGUCCUCUGUGGUGAAGCAGCUAUAGACACUAGAGACCAUACAACGUGACUUUUGAGGGCAAAACCCCGCAUUUCGGAGAUCAAAUCUCCCCUCACGCUCGAUUACGCGAAUCAGUGGUCAGGAUGAUUGCCAUAACAGAAAUGUGGAAGGCACAAAAUGGGGGCAAGAGCAUUCAGCGCCGAUGGGUUACCGGCAGUCUAGCGCGUGGUCAUAUCGAUUGGGAAUCGCCAUCUAGAAAAAAAAGAGGGCAAAAUGCUGUUAGUUUAUACGUAAAGCUAGAGAACGACCAAGAAAAAAAAACAAGACCAUUAAAUGGUGGCUCCACCGCAAUCGCUCUCCCGAACAAGAUGCAGAGCAGAACCUUACCUGUAAGGUGCAACAAGGUGCAAGGUUUAAAAAGCAAAGAAAAAGGAAGCAGAAUGAAAUAGAGGAGAAAACAACACUGUAUAACCAACAGCAAAGAACGGAGAAAACUGGAUAUGACAAGUAAAGUUGAACAAUUACAUGUAGCAAGAGCGAUCGUCUCGCAAACCUUUAGCAAUGUAAAACUGGGUGUUGGUUCAUGCGCGUAGUACAGAUUUUUCCGAACGAAUGAAAUUCACCAUUAACAAGCAAGCAAAACUCUUGUUAUCUUACACGUUAGCUCACAUUUUGCUAUAUGUUUUACAGGGGUUUUCAUUUGAUAAAGCAAUAUCAUUCACUUUUAUUGUAGGCUGUAGCUUAGAUGAAAUGACAAACAAAGCAAUUUGAUAUGGCAACGGCCUCAGAUGAUAUGGUUAUAGUAACCGUUGAUAUUGUACGCGUCCUUUCAAUGCCACGGGUAAGUGCGUGGAAUAUCAACGGCUACUAUGACCAUAUCAUCUGAGGACAUCGCAAUACAAGGUAUUUGAUUUUCUUACCAUCUGAGGUCGUUGCCAUAUUAACUAGCUCUGUUUGCCAUUCCAUCUAAGAAGCCUGUCAAAGAAAUGAAUGAUAUUGCCUUGUCAACUGAAAAACCCCUGUAUUGUUUUUUGUUCUUUCUGUUCCAAAACUCACUUUUUUAUCUUUUAAACCACUUGUAACAUGAUGUUUUUAUGUUUCUUUUUUUUUAAUUUUAUUUUUACAUUCACUUACUUCUUCUACAUCACACCUCCCCCAGGGGUUAACGAAAAAAAAAACCACACACACAUAGAACACACUCUCAAUCAUAUAGGAAGGCAAUAGCAGUUUAAACGUAUGCGAAUUAAAGAAAAAAGAACGAAAACGGUCGUUAUAUACUACUCAAACGAAAUAAUAGUGCUACGAACAGACACAUCAACGCGGAGACGGAAAAACUGGAUUAAUAAAAGAGAACCACACCGUGGAAGAAGAUGCAAAAGGCAA